Molecule: messenger RNA, 1969 nt
Organism: Etheostoma spectabile (orangethroat darter)
Lineage: Eukaryota; Metazoa; Chordata; Actinopteri; Perciformes; Percidae
Exons: 9
Coding region: 130-1473 (447 amino acids)
Source: RefSeq, a predicted model, not a curated record
UUUCUGUCUGAUGGACAGUACAAACUCACACACCGUCCUAUACAGGACAUCCAUGACACACACCCAACCUCACACACUCACACACUCACAGAACUCGACAUCAACACAAAAGGAAAUUACUUUGCAGACAUGUUACUGUUACUAUACGUGACUACUGUUUCCUGCGUCUUGUUUGUUGGUUCAUUCGCUGAGUUUUUUGAAAAACGUAUGUGCUAUGGCAGAACUUUGAGAUUCCCAGAUACUUAUACUCCACCUCAUUUCAAUGGACAGUUGUACUUCACUCCAAAGAAGAGUGAAUCCAGGAAGCUAGUGAUGGAUAAGGACGAGGCAAAGGACCCACGCCUGCAUAUUUCCAUUGGCUCAGUUAAACUUAUAGAUUUGACAGAAAGAGAUGAGGGAAUGUUUUCUGUCUCAAUUGAAGAUGCUAUGCCAUACGAUGUUAUUAAGCUGCAAAUUGUGGAGUGUGCUUACAAGAGGUACAGGAAUUACGGUAGACCAUAUUCCAAUACCGUUCCUAGACAGACUGAGUUUGUGGAGUUUACUCCCCUUCACGAUGAGGACCUGCCGGCGGUCCUGUGGAAUCGCACCAACCCUCAGGGCAAUAAGGGAAGCAGAUGGCAGAUGAAGGGUUCUAUAUGGGAGAUUACGAGUGUCAGUCAGGCAGAUAGCGGCUACUACAACUUCAGAAAAAAAGACAACACUUUGUUGUCAAGGAUAUGUCUUACAGUAAAAGAGAACAAUAGACACUAUAAUAAAAAUGUGAAUGAACUGCUCCUCAUCCAAAAUCCUCCGGGGGAUGCCACAUGGACUGUGACUUUUACACCGGCAGGGGAACUGGAAAACAACACAUUGAUGGAAGCCGGCAAUUUAGUCACAGACGAUAGGAGGAUUCGGACCAUGCCUAAGGGCAUAGAGAUUAAUCCUGUAAAUAUCACAGACUCUGGCACCUUUGAGAACAGAGACCUGCAAGGUCACCUGGCCCAGAUUGUGAUAGUGGAGGUAGAUGAACCUCUUCCUUCUGUACUUCAUCCAUAUGUUUAUAUUGCCAUUAUUGGCGGGAUUAUCUUUGCGGUGGUGAUCUGCUGUUGCUGUGUGAAAAAGUGCUGUUGUAAAAACAGCUCUUCCAAAUCUGCUCCUCAGACUGCAGCCGCACCUGCUGUGUAUUACCAUGAUUCAAUUCAACCUGAAGGCCCAAGUUACUCUGCUGCACCUGCUCCAAAUAACUCUUAUCAGCCAAUGAAUUCCGUUGUUUCUGGAGAACAUACACCUACCCCCCUUGAGCCAUCGGUUGAACCUCUAGGAGGGCAGGGAGGCGAUUCAGCUCCUACAUUUGGCUCGGAUUGUCGCUCCUCAGACCCUGUGUCAAAGUUUGAGCCCAAAAGAGAGCUCACUCCCUCUGCAGUCCCCCACGUUUCAGACUCAACUUUCUAUGACGUUUACACCUCAGAUAAACUCAACUUUAACUUUCUGUAAGGAGCACACCGUACAUUCGAGUGAUGCGGAAUUUAGCAUUGUGCAUUGUGACUAGUGGAAAUAGAGCCAUUUCAGUGGCGUACAGAAAAAGGACCAUUUAUUCCUCUUUAAUAUGGAAUGUGUUUCAUAAACUCAGGUUAUAAUUAAAUGCAUAAUUUGCACUGUAUACUGCUGACAAAGAUAUCAAAAAAAGGGGAGAUGAUUUUAGAAUGAGGAUUCAAAGUGAGUCUAGGUAGCAGAUUUUGCAAAUUGAGAACUUCAAACUGACUUCAAUACUAAUGGGGAUCAAAAUGCAACACUGUCCACUGUCACCAGCUUUACUUACAUAUCCUUUUUAUAUAGUUGUUUUAAACCCUUGUCAUGUUCCUUCAGCCUGAUAUAUAGCAAUGUGUUUGUGUGGCUUUUAUCGUUACAUUCUGGGAAAUUAUAUAUGAUAUUAUUUUGUCUUUAUGCUUUGUAUAAAUUUCCAGUCCUACACAAGGAAACGUCAUGUUUU